AAAACCUCAGUCACCAACCCACACUCUCCACACCUCGAAAGCUCACACAGAGAAGCAACUCUGCUAGGACCAGCAUCCUCAAGCACAAUGAAGCUCCACACCACCACCACCACCAUGGCUCUCCUCCUGCUGCUGCUCUUGGCCUCCUCAUCCCUUCAAGUUGCCAUGGCUGGAUCAGAUUUCUGCGACGGCAAGUGCAAGGUGCGGUGCUCGAAGGCGAGCAGGCACGACGACUGCCUCAGGUACUGCGGCGUGUGCUGCGCCUCCUGCAACUGCGUGCCGUCGGGGACGGCCGGCAACAAGGACGAGUGCCCCUGCUACCGCGACAUGACCACCGGCCAAGGCACUCGCAAGAGGCCCAAGUGCCCAUGAUUUUACUACCCAUCCAUCCGUGAUGGUCGAGCUGCUACAUAUGCAUGAAUGCUUUUCCAUGGUCGAUCAUGGCAAGCACGCUUGCAUGCCCUAUGUGCUUGCUGUAGCUAGGUUGAGCAGGUUGAGAUCUCGACCUGCAGCAACCAUCAUGUUCUUGGUUUUUUUCCUUGUUUACUGCUAGUUACUAUGUACAUGAGGACAUAUGGCGUCGGAUGUGUAAUGUAUACAUGCCUGGUGAUAAUAAUGGUGUGUGUGUGUGCGCUGUAAUAAAAAGUGUUGGCUUAAUUGGAGUA
Oryza brachyantha (malo sina) is the source of this 665-nucleotide messenger RNA. RefSeq names its product peamaclein-like. NCBI's taxonomy places the organism in Eukaryota, Viridiplantae, Streptophyta, Magnoliopsida, Poales, Poaceae. The transcript has 2 exons. The record is from RefSeq and is a predicted model, not a curated record. Bases 88 to 372 code for a protein of 94 amino acids.